GCCCGAGGCUGCGGGGAGCAGCAACCGCCGCCAGGGGCGCGUGCCCGGGGCCGAAGUUUGUUUGAGGCGGAGUGUCCCGAGCGAGAGCUAGAUCUCUGCUUGGUUUCUGUUUCCUAAAGACUUUCUUAAAAUGUCUGACAUGAAGCAAAGAAAGAAAGCUGUUCCUUCACAGAAGCAUAAUGAAGAUCCACAAAAGCAGAGCGGUGAUGGAACAAUCUCAAGUCCCAGGAGCGGCAGCAGUAGUCAGAAUUCCUUUUGGAUAGACUCACAAACAGCCUUAAAUCUACUUUCCCUUGUUGCUUGUCUACUGCUGACCUGGUUCCUAUUUCAGCAGUCAGGCCAACUUGCUCACAUGGAAAAAAAGUAUCAUUUAUUACAGCUGGAAGCUGGAAAAUGCCAGGAUAUGGAAAAUAAAGUUAACUUAAUUUCUGAAAAGUGUGAAAAGACUCAAGACUUAAUGGAACAACUGGAAGCUGUUCAAAUAAUUUCUCAUGUUAAACAUCUACAAGAGGAUCUCCAUGGCAUGAAAACAUGGUCUAAGAGCAUAAUCCAAAAAAAAGAACUAAUGCAGGAGAACUUAACAACUCUUUUUCAUGCAGUUUUAAAAGUUGAGCAGAGUACAGCUUCUAUAGCAAAAGAUGUAUCUCUAAAGAUUGCAACAGUAAAAACUGACAUAAGACGUAUUUCAGGUCUAGUGUCAGAUGUGACCUCACUGACUGAUUCUCUGCAAGCACUAGAAGAUAAAGUAGAUAAAGCUGAAAAGAAGACAGUACAAAGUAUAGGUGAUCUACUUACAAGUAGCAUUGACCGUACUGCAAAGCUACGAAGUUCUGCCUCUGAUAACGCAAAAAGAAUUGAACAGCUUAGAAUCACAUUGUCUGACCUGAGAGGUGAUUUCAACAAACAUUCAGAUAGGCUUUUAAAUCUGGAAAGUACCAGAGCAAAAGUUCUGAAGACAGUUACAUUUGCAAACGAUUUAAAACCCAAGGUGUACAACUUAAAGAAGGAUUUUGCCCGUUUGGAACCAAUGAUAAAUGAGCUAACAUUAAGAAUAGGAAGGUUGGUUGAUGAUAUAUUACAAAGAGAGAAAGAAAUUGUUUUCUUGAAUGAAAAACUGUCCAAUUUAACUACAGUUCAGACUGAGAUCAAGGAUAUGAAAGAUGAAAUAACCAAGAUUUUAGAUAUAAAUUAAUUACUUCCUGAAACUAUAGAUGGCCUAAAAUGCAGUAGCAUUUGAAGAGCGAUAACCUAAUCAAGCUUAGUACUAAGACACUGAAAGAGAGGUGUAAUUUAAAGGCUUCUUUUCAAAGCAUACUGAAACAAAUUUAGAGGUCAAGCCUCCUUCUUUUGAAGUGAUGAAAGUCCCAUUUACAUCAGAGGGACCCAGAACAGGUUCUUCUUAGCGAAGCAGGGUUUUUUUCAUAACUAAAGUAGAAUAUUUUUACAUAAUUUUAAAAAUGUAAACGAUUUAACUGAUAUUUUUGUUCUUACCUACAAGUUUGCUUUCUUGUCUCAGAUAGGCCUACAGAUUGACAAGUGGGUCUUCAACCUUCCCUACUGCUUUGAAGUCAGGGAUAGAAUUGUGGAUUCCAGAUUCAGGCUUAAACACAAGUUCACAAAACUGUAGCUUCAUUUGAUUUUCCCAAAAUGUCUGGGGUUUCAUUUUUAUUUUAAAUCGAUCAGUGUGUUAUGGAUAUAGAAAGGAGUAAUGGCCAGAAAUAAAUUAGUGUUAUCUCUGAAAAGGGAAGAUGGUUAGACAUUUUCCAUGUUAAAUGCACAAUAUUAUUUUUAGCAAACUAAAUGGAAUCCUUUAUUCAGGACUGUAGUCACAACGGAGUAGAGCUCUAGGAUUUCUUUCUACAGCAGAGCAGAACUCUGUGUAGGGACAGUGUCGUGAAAGAGGUACUAACCCUAGCAGAGGGCCCUCAUUCCAAUGUCUUUGGGCUCCCUGUCUGAGAGGCCUCUGCUCUUCAUUUGUCCCCUACAUGCACUAUCACUUGAUCUGUAAAAGUGCUAGACUGAAGACCAAAUUUAGCACAGGAGACAUUGUCUAGGCUCAGAAACAUCAAAACAUCCCCCAUCCGAUGUGAUAUUGCUCUGGUAAGAGAAGCAUUUAUAGAGCCAUUGAGAUUUGAGAAGGGCAGGUAAGAGUAAGAGAUGGAAGAGGUGUACUAAAGGCAAGAGAAUGUGAAUAGAUGUACCAGAGGCGAGGAAAUAAAAAGCCAUGGUAUAAGAACAGCAAUGUUUAUGAAGGAAAUAGAUUGAGAGAGGUAAGGUACAGCACUUGAGAAAAUCCUUGUAAGACCAAAUCACAGCCAGAAGUCUUAGGGAAUGCUAAGGCCCCCAGAACUUGAUUGUUUAGCAGUUAGUAAGUGCUAGUUGACUUUUUUUGAAGUUACUAUAUAUGGAUCCAUUGAAAAUUCCAGUCAUUCUCCCCCUAUAUUUUCAUCCUCUUUCCAUUGUCUCUGUCUUUUUUAUUCCAUGUCCCUUCCCAUAUGGUUGCUCCAUCUAGCUUUUUCCUCUUUCACUGGUACCUCUCCACUACUCUGCUUCCCUUAUCUUUCCUUCAAAUAAUACUCUAAAUAAGUUGGUUAUUUUUCCUAAAGUCAUACAAUAAAUUAUUUUGAAAUGAA
Gopherus evgoodei (Goodes thornscrub tortoise) is the source of this 2633-nucleotide messenger RNA. It is a transcript of the gene IKBIP, whose product is annotated as IKBKB interacting protein. Bases 131 to 1192 code for a protein of 353 amino acids. Lineage: Eukaryota; Metazoa; Chordata; Testudines; Testudinidae. The record is from RefSeq and is a predicted model, not a curated record. The transcript has 4 exons.